This is a messenger RNA of Dujonia railenensis, 1185 nucleotides long. The record is from the annotation of a GenBank genome assembly. Lineage: Eukaryota; Fungi; Ascomycota; Pichiomycetes; Serinales; Debaryomycetaceae.
AUGUAUGCUGAGAAGAUCAAUAAUGCAAGGAAUAAGACAAAACUUUUGUAUAACGAGCUCCAAAACGUCAAACUUUCUACCCAAGAUUCAACUUUUUUUGAUGCAGCAUCAUCCUCAAUUCCGUUCCUUAGAGGGCAUUCAAUAAAGUUAAGAAAUUAUGUAACUCUCAAGGGUCAUUUUGACAAAGUUGUAGACCUUCGUUGGACUGAUGACUCGUCCGGUAUAAUUUCACUUUCUCAGGAUGGUUUCAUAAUAAUAUGGGAUCCUGUCACAGGUUACAAAAAACAUGCAAUUCCUUUACAAAAUCAAUACUCUUUAACCUGCGCAAUUUGUCCUAAUAACCGGUACGUUGCGUCAGCAGGGUUGGACAAUGCAUGCACCAUAUAUCAAAUACACCAGGACAAUUCUUCUAACAUAAAAGCAAUAUUAAAAGGCCACUCAGCUUAUAUUUCAGACACGAUGUUCCAUCAUAAUGGGAAUUACGCAAUAACUGGGUCCGGUGACAUGACUUGUAUUUUAUGGGAUUGCAAUCGUGCUUUCAAAGUAAGGGAGUUCGUAAAUCAUGUAGGUGAUGUUUUAUGUUUGGGUGCGAAUGAAAAAUUCAACCCUAACUGUUUCGCAUCUGGUUCAGCAGAUGGAACAAUAAAGUUUUGGGAUGCUAGGCAGCAGAGGGAGGCGCAAUCGUUUCAUGUAUCUAAGCUGGACGUAAACACGAUGAAAAUGUUCCCUGGAGGAAAUUCCUUCGUGACAGGAUCGGAUGAUGGAGUAGUUAGGCUAUUUGAUUUGAGAGCCGAUUGCCUUAUGGCCGAGUACUCUCUAAGGGACCAGCUAGAAUCUUCUAUGUAUCAGCAGCCCAAUUCGCCGUAUUCCGAAAAUGUGACAAAUAGCGCUCUUCAGGCAAGACAGAACAGUAGAGGUAGUAUGAAUCUGGCGGAAUCCUACAAUCGGGCCCAGGCAAAUUUGUAUACGCCGGGGGUAAACUCUGUAGACUUUAGUGCUCUGGGUCGCUUAGUUUUUUCCUGUUACGCGAACUAUGGCUGCAUUAUUUGGGACCUUCUCAAGGGAGAACCAGUAGGCUCUUUAAGCAAUCAUAGUAGCAAAGUUAGUAAAGUAGUAACUAGUAAUGAUGGAAUAGGAGUUGCCACUGCACUGUGGGACUCUAAAAUCAAGAUUUGGACAGCUUAA